Molecule: messenger RNA, 2049 nt
Organism: Linum trigynum
Lineage: Eukaryota; Viridiplantae; Streptophyta; Magnoliopsida; Malpighiales; Linaceae
Source: the annotation of a GenBank genome assembly
AUGAUUUUGCAGUCUGCUUCUGCGAGCUUCGACUUCUCCUCCUCUCUAAAUCUUCUACCCCAGCUCUGUCCAUGUAGGAAUUCGUCACUAGCUGCCGGACAUCCCUGUAAGAGGAGGAGGCGAGUCAACUUUAGGCGGCAAUUCAGUUCUCGUGCUUGCGCAAUCCCCAGCGAUAGGUACGGUUAUGGGAACUGCACUGUCAAUAUAGAUGGCUUAGCCAGUUCCGCCAGACGGGGUGCUCAGAGCAUCAUUCUGGAUCGAAUUUCUGACGAGCUGGAGGAUGAAAUCCUGGGGCAGGAUGAGUCUUCGUCUUCGUUUUCGUCUUCCUCGAUGCAGAUGGGAUCCAAGUUUUCCAGUUACCAACAGGAUCCAAUGGUGGAUAAGUUGAGGACUCAUUUGGGGGUCAUUCAUCCAAUUCCGUCGCCUCCCAUUAAUGGGAACCUUGCCUGGUUGUUUGUUUUCUUCUUCUUCGUAGGGGUGGUUUUUGAUAAACUGUGGACCGCGAGGAGGAGGAAAGCGGGGAAUGAAGAUGGCCAGCUCGGGACGUGGCCGCAAGUUCCCACUAGCUUCUCUUUGUUCUUGGAGAAGGAUUUGCAGAGGAAGGAGUCGGUGGAGUGGGUGAAUAUGGUGUUGGGCAAGUUGUGGAAGGUCUACAGAGGUGGAAUUGAGAAUUGGAUCAUUGGAUUGUUGCAGCCGGUCAUCGACGAUCUGAAGAAGCCAGAUUAUGUCGAUAGAGUUGAGAUUAAGCAAUUCUCAUUGGGGGAUGAACCAUUGUCUGUCAGGAACGUAGAGCGCAGGACUUCUCGUAGGGCCAAUGACUUACAGUAUCAAAUAGGCCUUCGAUAUACAGGUGGUGCUCGCAUGCUUCUUAUGCUUUCUUUAAAAUUUGGAGUAAUCCCGGUUAUGGUCCCAGUCGGUGUUCGGGACUUCGACAUUGAUGGUGAACUUUGGGUCAAACUAAGGUUGAUCCCAACAGCACCUUGGGUUGGAGCUGCUUCUUGGGCUUUUGUUUCACUCCCACGGAUCAAGUUUGAAUUAUCACCUUUCCGCUUAUUCAACUUGAUGGCUAUUCCUGUUCUCUCUAGGUUCUUGACAAAACUUCUCACUGUGGACUUGCCUCGAUUGUUCGUGCGUCCAAAGAAGAUUGUUUUGGAUUUUCAGAAGGGAAAAGCAGUUGGCCCUGUGUCAGCUGGUUCACAAGCUAGAGAAACGCAAGAAGGAAACAGGGAUUUCGUUGGUGAAUUAUCAGUGACUCUUGUGGAUGCUCGGAAACUUUCUUACCUCUUAUAUGGUAAAACUGAUCCAUAUGUUGUUUUACGUCUGGGGGAUCAAACAAUACGCAGUAAAAAGAACAGUCAAACAACAGUAAUUGGACCCCCUGGCGAGCCAAUCUGGAAUCAGGAUUUUCAUUUGCUUGUUUCGAACCCUAGGAGUCAAAAACUCAUUGUCCAAGUGAAAGACUCUCUUGGAUUCAGAGACCUGACCAUCGGUACGGCAGAGGUUGAGUUGGUGUCUCUGCAAGACACAGUGCCAACAGAUAGGAUUGUCCUUUUGCAAGGGGGUUGGGGACUAUUCGGGAAGGGAUCUGCGGGAGAAGUACUGGUUCGGCUAACAUACAAGGCAUAUGUCGAGGAUGAAGAUGAUGACAAGGCUGUGGAGACGGAGUCGGUUGACACGGACACUUCAGAUGAUGAGGUGAACUCUGAUGAACUCGAUGUAAUCUAUGAACCUGCAGAUCAAAGGGAUUUACUAAAUGGAACAGACAAAGAAUCUUUCAUGGAUGUUCUUGCUGCCCUGAUUGUGAGUGAGGAAUUUCAAGGGAUUGUAGCAUCAGAGACGGGAAACAUUAGAGCAAUGGAUGAUCCAUCGAAUGGGGCCCCCACUCUUCCUAGGCCCUCAGGUAUGAGUGCUGAAUCAGUGCCAUCUAGUUCAAGCCAGAGUUCUGAAGGUUCAGGAGGAUCUGUGUUGCUGGGUCUUGCUGCAAUUACAAGCAUAUUAGUUCUAAUCUCUCUUAGUAUGACGAGCGGAUCAAAUCUUUUCAAUCCGUGA